Messenger RNA from Dentiscutata heterogama, 158 nucleotides. The record is from the annotation of a GenBank genome assembly. NCBI's taxonomy places the organism in Eukaryota, Fungi, Glomeromycota, Glomeromycetes, Diversisporales, Gigasporaceae.
AACCCGAUAUUGACAAUGGAAUUAAUGCUCAAACCAGAUCAGAAAUUUCUUUUACCUCAUCGGAAGAUUCAAAAGACGCAUCGGCCCCAUCAAUCUUGAAUAUGUCUACCAGUCCACAAGCAAAAACGUCUACUGCCGCUGCCCAAAGGCAAAAAUGA